GCGGGCCCUGGGGACGAGGCUGCUGGACUUCGGUGUGUUGUUGUUGUUCGUCCUUCGUAGUCUUGUUUACAGUUUACAUGGUUGACAAUUAAAGAGUUUUAACCGGAUUAGAUGUACCAUACAGCUCAAAAAGACGUGGAUAAACUGUUAUUAAGUGCUAUAAACUCCAAAUGGAAGGUUCUGAAUCUUAGUCAUCGCGAUCUGACCGUACUUCCCGAUUCUUUGAAGAAACUUGUCAGAGUGAGAACUUUGUUGUUGAAUGACAACAGAAUUAUUAUGCCUCCAAUGGAACUUGUUUCGCUCAAAAACCUUCAGGUUUUGGCGUUGGAUCAUAAUCAGUUGACCUUGAUACCGUCAGGAUUCCGGCAGCUAUCAAACUUGAGGAUUUUGUGUUUGAGUCACAAUAACCUAGGGUUUUUACCGUCAGAAAUUGGAGAAUUGACUUUUCUUCAAGAGUUGUGGAUUGUCAACAUUCAGCUCAUAGGAUUGCCUCCUGAAAUUUGCAAUCUUCUGAACCUGGAAAAGCUUGGUGCAGGAUGCAACAGUAUUAAAACACUACCGGAGAAGUUCUCAGCUCUAAAGUCCUUGAAAUGGCUCAGCUUAUCAAACAAUCAACUUUCAACUUUACCAAGUGAUUUUCAUUGCCUCAUCAACUUGAUACAUUUGGAUCUGGCAGAAAAUCAAUUCGGCAAGUUUCCAGAAGGCUUGAGUGGUUUGCACAAACUGGAAUGCAUAAACCUGCGUUCAAACAUGAUUCAAUCUUUGGACAGCAAUUCAGUUAGUAACUUGCCUCACUUGAGUCGUGUAGACUUGAGAGACAACAUUUUGACAUUACUUCCAAGAAAUUUAGAUCGCUUACACAUAUUUUUCAUUGGAGAAAGACAAAUUUUCAGAGACAUUGAUGACCAGAGCAUGCAAAAAGUUAAUGAAGUCAGGAAGAAACAGAAGUUGUCAAAAAUGUACCAUACAGCUCAAAAAGACGUGGAUAAACUGUUAUUAAGUGCUAUAAACUCCAAAUGGAAGGUUCUGAAUCUUAGUCAUCGCGAUCUGACCGUACUUCCCGAUUCUUUGAAGAAACUUGUCAGAGUGAGAACUUUGUUGUUGAAUGACAACAGAAUUAUUAUGCCUCCAAUGGAACUUGUUUCGCUCAAAAACCUUCAGGUUUUGGCGUUGGAUCAUAAUCAGUUGACCUUGAUACCGUCAGGAUUCCGGCAGCUAUCAAACUUGAGGAUUUUGUGUUUGAGUCACAAUAACCUAGGGUUUUUACCGUCAGAAAUUGGAGAAUUGACUUUUCUUCAAGAGUUGUGGAUUGUCAACAUUCAGCUCAUAGGAUUGCCUCCUGAAAUUUGCAAUCUUCUGAACCUGGAAAAGCUUGGUGCAGGAUGCAACAGUAUUAAAACACUACCGGAGAAGUUCUCAGCUCUAAAGUCCUUGAAAUGGCUCAGCUUAUCAAACAAUCAACUUUCAACUUUACCAAGUGAUUUUCAUUGCCUCAUCAACUUGAUACAUUUGGAUCUGGCAGAAAAUCAAUUCGGCAAGUUUCCAGAAGGCUUGAGUGGUUUGCACAAACUGGAAUGCAUAAACCUGCGUUCAAACAUGAUUCAAUCUUUGGACAGCAAUUCAGUUAGUAACUUGCCUCACUUGAGUCGUGUAGACUUGAGAGACAACAUUUUGACAUUACUUCCAAGAAAUUUAGAUCGCUUACACAUAUUUUUCAUUGGAGAAAGACAAAUUUUCAGAGACAUUGAUGACCAGAGCAUGCAAAAAGUUAAUGAAGUCAGGAAGAAACAGAAGUUGUCAAAAAAAUAGAUUAUCUUGAUCAGGGUAGUGGGCAAUAUUAAACUGGUGUUAAUCCUGUUUACUAAAAAUAUUCAAACUUUUCUGGUCAUUCCCGUAUUUAUUAAAAUUAAAUAUUCUGCAUCACAUACUUUUGACCCUGACUUGCUAUUUCCCAUUGCAUAAGCCUCUUAAUUUCACCUUGGCUUUAUCUAGUCUGGGUCACAGGUAGGCUAGCCUACAAGAGGUGGAACUACAGUACUGUACGUCUGUGUUCGCAAGCCACAGGCCCACUUGAUUUCCAGCUGUUUUGGGAGUCUGGUUGUGAUCCUCCGACCAACCAAGGAGGUGGGCUUACAAAACGGCUGGAAAUCUAGCCUAAAUAAAGUGAUGAAUUCAUCAAUCUGCUUUUUUUUUCUAAUUUAGUUUUUGAAGACUGUCUUUAUAAUUCUAAUUUUGUUCCGAUUGGAUGGACUAUAUUUGAGUCCUACAUCAGAAAUGUGAGAAAUCUAUUUUAAUGAGCUCCUGAUUCUGCCUAGAUAUAGCGUACGAUCAUGCAAAUGCUGCCUAGGAGAAAUUAGUGCAAACUUGGUUAAAAAAAUAUAUUUCAGAAAUGUUGCAAACUUACAAGUUGGACUGAUCAUGAAGGCAAGGCUCUAUUUGACCUGAAAGUGAGGCUCCAUAAGACACCCCUCACUCUUGAGGCCCUGUUAGCGUAAAUGCUGACAUGCGACAUGGCUCUGAAACGAUGACAUGAAGGAGCUGAAAUGACCACGAAUGAGAAGUCAAACAUGUCACAUAAGGAUUGAAAAGUACAUUUUCUGAGUCUAUUCUCUCUGCAUUGCAUUGUCGCACUUUGC
Molecule: messenger RNA, 2636 nt
Organism: Orbicella faveolata
Lineage: Eukaryota; Metazoa; Cnidaria; Anthozoa; Scleractinia; Merulinidae
Cellular component (GO): cytoplasm
Molecular function (GO): protein binding
Source: RefSeq, a predicted model, not a curated record